Messenger RNA from Trichoderma gamsii, 603 nucleotides. RefSeq lists its product as hypothetical. NCBI's taxonomy places the organism in Eukaryota, Fungi, Ascomycota, Sordariomycetes, Hypocreales, Hypocreaceae. The record is from RefSeq and is a predicted model, not a curated record. Gene Ontology annotation, molecular function: calcium ion binding. The transcript has 2 exons. Bases 1 to 603 code for a protein of 200 amino acids.
AUGAACUCUCACACGCCUCGUCCUUUUCCCGGGCGAUCAAUAGCAGGAGGAUCCAACCAGCAUGUGCAGUCGCGGAAUCCCCCCGCGCCACAAGUGUCUUCCAACGAAGACUACGGCACCAUCGCCGACGAGGAUCGUGAACAUAUCGAUGAAGUCUUCGAUUUGAUGGACAUGAAGAAGAAAGGAUGGCUGAAUAGCUACGAAUUCAAACACUCCCUUGCCGCUCUCGGCUUCGACAUGGCCAAGCCCGACUACUGCAGAGAACUGGAAAACUACGGCCAAGUGCCUCCGGACUGGCGGGAUCCCCAUACCUGUCCCGUUAACCGCUUGCUCAUCUUCCCCGAUCAAUUCCGACUAUGCGCCGCAAAGCUCAUCGCCAGACGAGACCCGCGCGAAGAAGCCAUCAAGGUAUUCAACAUGUUUGAUUACGACCAAGACGGCAUUAUUUCGGUCGAAGACAUGCGACAUCUGGCACAGGACAUCAAGGAAGAGCGCACAAUGACGGACGAAGAGAUUCAGACCAUGAUAGAACAUCUCGAUCACGACGGCAAGGGCGGAGUCAACCUCGAAGAGUUCAUCCAGAUGAUGGAAGAGGCUGGCUAA